Molecule: messenger RNA, 3454 nt
Organism: Erpetoichthys calabaricus (reedfish)
Lineage: Eukaryota; Metazoa; Chordata; Cladistia; Polypteriformes; Polypteridae
Gene: chaf1a
Product: chromatin assembly factor 1, subunit A (p150)
Exons: 15
Coding region: 255-3014 (919 amino acids)
Biological process (GO): nucleosome assembly
Cellular component (GO): nucleus; CAF-1 complex
Source: RefSeq, a predicted model, not a curated record
AUUCCGAGCGGCAGGCGCUGUUGUAGAGCGCGACUAAGUCCGCUUAGGGAAAUCUGCCGGGUGUCCGAAUCAGAGUUGAGUGGAAAAGGCCGCUUGAAAUAGUUACUUCUCCCCCCAGAAAAGAAAAUAAGAGAAACUGGAUUUUGUAAAUAAACUUACUUUCUCGCGAAAAAAAAUACAGAAGAAAAAGAGAACUUCGUGAAAUCUAUUUGUUUUGGUCGAGGAACUUGCAUUAAAGCAGUGGGGGGGACGUGAUGCUGGCGGCGGAGCACCCGUUGGAGAAAGGGGCCCGCGAAGCGACCCCGAGGAGAAAAAGUAUGGAGUGUAGAACAAAAUCCGACACAUCUGCAAAGAAGUUAGUCCAAGCUCGUCUCCCUUUUAAGCGACUCAGCACCACUCCAAAGCAGGACAGAGAACUGAUAGAGGCUAAAAAGCCUAAACAUGCCUCCUCUCCCAAACAUAUCUCAGUGGACCUUAACACUUCUGCCAGUGAUGUGGAGAAUGAGCAAAGUCAUCCGUUCCAUUUGGAGCAUCCUUCUUCUGCCAAGCUUGUUAAUGGCAAAGGACCUCUGGACAAUUUCAUGCAUCGUGGAAACAAAGUCAGAACCACUGAGAAAACUAAUAGCACUAGCAGCAAAGAUGCUUCUGUGAUGAUUGAUCUGACAGAGGACUCCAAUCCUGCCGCAAGUUGUGUUGAGAUGAUUUCCUCAACUAAUGAACAGAAUGAGAAUAAGUCUGCUGGACUGUCAAACGGUAUAGCAGAACAGUCUGGCAACUGCUCACAUUUAGAUAUGAAUUCCCCAUCGGAUUCUCUGUCCACUAAUUGUGACUGUAAGAUAGAAACAGACAAUCUCACAGAUGUUGGUUUGUCAUUGUCUUCCAGUCCAGAAAAGAAAAAUGAUUUUGAAUCUGCGAAUAAACUUAAUGCAAACAAUUGCUGCCAAGAGGUAGAUUCAGUGGUUCUUGGAAACAAAGUGGCCAAAGUUGUGCUUGAAAAGUUACAGACAUCUAGUAUUAACACAACAAUGAAUGAGGACGAGUCGGGUCCAGAAACCACAGUCUUGCUGUCUCCUUCCUCCACAAGCUCCCUCUCUACAACUGAAAGCUCUCCUGAGGAGUGUAGGACUGCAAGCAUGGACAGCACCCCUACCCAUAAGACGCCAGAAAACAACAAAAAUACAAGUGAGAAGAGUAAGAGACGUUCACUCAAGGACAUGGAACGGGAAGAAAAGCGGCGCAAACAGCAGGCAGAAAAGGAGGAGAGGGAUCGAAUACGAGAGGAGACCAAAGCUGCCAAGGAACGGGCAAAAGAGGAGGCCAGAAAAAAGAAAGAGGAGGAGAAGGAGGCUAAGGAAAAGGAGAGGAGAGAAAAGAAAGAAAAGGAAGAGAAAGAGAAGGCAGAAAAGCUCCGGGUGAAAGAAGAAAAGCGGCGUGAAAAGCAAGAUGCGCUUGAAGCCAAACUUGAGGAAAAGCGUAAAAAGGAAGAAGAAAAACGGUUAAAAGAGGAAAAGGAGCGCGUGAAAGCCGAAAAGGCAGGGAUUACCAGGUUCUUCAAUAAAAACAAAACUCCUCAGGCACCCAAGAAUCUCGUUGGUGCAUGUGGAAAGUUUGCUCCAUUUGAGAUCAGGGAAAACAUGGCACUUGCUCCAUUAAGUCGGGUCAUAUGUGAACCUAACGUUUUAGAGGAGUUAGAUUUGUGCCUGCAAGACCAGUGCCAAAGUAUGACUUGGAUUCAGGAAUUACAAACUAGGAAACCUCGAAGGUCUAGACCUACUUGGCCAAGAGUAUCAAGACUUUUGCCUGUAAAUGACUGUGUAGUUGUAGUGGAAGGCACAAAGCCUGAAGGGGUUCCUGAUAGAAAAGAAUGUGGCCUGAUGAAGUUGCUGCAAUUUCAUGAGAACUACCGUCCAGCCUACUGGGGUACCUGGAGUAAGAAGAGCAAAGUUAUAACUCCUCGUAGGCCUCUAAAUCAAGAUAAGGAUCACUUGGAAUAUGAAGUAGAUAGUGAUGAAGAAUGGGAAGAGGAGGAACCAGGAGAAUCUCUGUCGCACUCUGAGGGUGAUGAUGAUGAUGAUGGCGGAGAUGAUGAUGACGACGACGAUGGCUUCUUUGUUCCCCAUGGCUACCUAUCAGAAGGAGAAGGAGCAUCUGAAGAGGAAUGCAUGGAUCCUGAGAACCAAAAGGUACGUCAGAAGCUAAAGGCAAAGGAAUGGGACGAGCUGAUGUCCAAAGGAAAAAAGUUUAAAGUGCUGCAGCCUGUGGUGAUUGGGUGUAUGUGGGACAGUGAGAGCACGGAAGAGACAAAGCUGAGAAUGCUGAGGCAAUAUGAACUGUGUACUGUGGAACCACUGACUGCAGAAGAUUCCCCCUCAUCUGAGAGCAAGCUCAAAGAUAGGAAGGAGGACCACAUUCUGUCUCAGCUUCUACCUCUACUUCAUGGAAAUGUUAAUGGAAGCAAAGCAAUUAUUCAGGAGUUCCAAGAAUGUUGCCGCCGGAAUUCUCUGCCUUCUAGCACUCCUCCAGAAGGCUCAAACAGUCCCCAAAGCCCGGAGUCCCCUUUGGCAGUUGGUGAGGAGAGUGUUCCUUCAAAGUACCGCCUGAAGAGGCUGAUCUCUGAGAAUGCAGUGUAUGAGAAGCGUUCGACUCUGAGGCGCUCCUGCUGGUAUGUGCAUGAUGAAGUGCUGAAGCGUUUCUCACAGGAGUCUCUGCCUGUCCCUUGCCAGUGGAACUAUGUAACACAGGUUCCCUUUUCCAACCGAGAAGAUGGAACUGUUUUUCAGACAGGGACAGGAAAUAUGCCCAACACACCCCUUUCUGCAGCAUCAACAAAGAGAAAACCUGUUGGCAGCAUGUCCAUAACAAAGUUCAUGAAGAAAUCUUCAGAUCCUGAGCAGUCUGAUGCAAUGGAGACAGAUGGAUUUCAGGCUGACACAGAGGAAGAUGAAGAGGACGGAGACUGUAUGAUUGUUUGUGAAAAUAUCAAUACAGGUCCAGCUCAAAAAUGCCCAGUCUGAACCCUGGAAGUAGAUGCAAGCUCUCGACUUGUUACUGUACUAAGCCUGUACAGUGUUGUGCCUGAAUCAGAUUUCACUUGUACCUAUGUAGGGCUAUUCUAGUUUAUUUUCUCCCUUCAUGCUCUGUAUAAAUAAGUUUGCAAUACUUGAACAAAUGUCAUUACUUCUGUAUAGAAGAAAAAAAAAAUCUAAAUAAAAUUAAAAUGUAUCGCACUUUGCACCCCACCCACCCACCCACUUCAGGAGCCUGGAGUUUGCUUAGCUGCUGUACAGAGCCAGCAUGUUUGCUGUAACUUGCUGAUUAGGUAGGAUAUCGAACAGGAGGGUCUUGUACUUGAACCCUGCCAACCCCUACUCCUCCUUUUUUAUUUUUUAGAAAUUUCAGUAUGAAAUAUGGAUAAUAACUUGACAUUAAAUAAAGCAUUAUUUAAGAAAAAAAA